AUUUGGUUAAAAAUUCUGCACUAUGGAGAAAUCUCCUCUAUCCUCUUUUCUACUGCUCCUGCUGAUACCUGUCCUUGCCUCAUGUGUUGAAAAACAGGUUUAUGUUGUAUACUUCGGAGAGCACAGCGGAGAGAAAACACAGCAUGAAAUUGAAGAGAACCAUCAUUCUUAUCUCUCAUCUGUGAAAGAAUCUGAGGAAGAAGCAAGGUCUUCUCUUCUUUAUAGUUAUAAGCACAGCAUCAAUGGCUUCGCGGCCUUGCUGACACUGGAGGAAGCUGAAAAACUCUCCGGAAGGGAAGAAGUGGUAUCUGUGUUCAGGAGCCAGGAGUACUCUUUGCAUACCACAAGGUCUUGGGAAUUUGCGGGAGUGGAGAAGCUGCUCAACGAAUUCAAUGCUAAUGACAAGGAUGACUUGCUAGUGAAAGCUAAAUUUGGCAGAGAUGUAAUUGUUGGGAUGCUAGAUAGUGGGGUGUGGCCAGAAUCUUACAGCCUCAAGGAUAAGGGGUUGGGACCUAUUCCAAAAGGAUGGAAAGGGAUCUGUCAAACUGGGGAUCAAUUCAAUACAUCAAACUGCAACAGGAAAAUAAUUGGUGCUCGGUACUACGUUAAAGGAUAUGAAAAGUAUUACGGCCCUCUAAACCGAACACAGGAUUACCGCUCCCCUCGGGACAAAGAUGGACAUGGAACUCACACAGCAUCAACAGUUGGAGGUCGUAGGGUUCAUAAUGUUGCAGCACUUGGUGGAUUUGCCCGUGGCACAGCCUCAGGCGGUGCACCCCUUGUACGCCUUGCAAUCUACAAAGUUUGCUGGCCAAUUCCAAAGAAAGGCAAAGAAGAAGGAAAUUCAUGUUUUGAUGCAGACAUGUUGGCAGGAAUUGAUGAUGCCAUUAAGGAUGGGGUUGAUGUGUUAAGCAUUUCAAUUGGAUCAUAUGAUGCUACGCCUUUCAGCAAGGAUUCGAUUGCAAUAGGAGCACUUCAUGCCGUCAAGAACAAUAUUAUAACUGCCUGCAGUGCAGGAAACAGCGGCCCGGCCUCCUAUUCAAUAAGGAAUACAGCGCCCUGGAUCCUUACAGUUAGUGCAAGUAGUUUAGAUCGUAAAUUUAUUGCAGCUGUGGAACUUGGAAAUGGAGAGACACUUCAGGGCGAGUCAAUAUCUCCUUACCACCUGAAAAGGAAGUUGUAUCCUCUAGUUCGUGCCGGUCAAGUUGUUAAUCCUAAUGUGACUAAAGAUUUAUUAGAUCAAUGCAUGCCCGGUUCGCUUUCUCCUGAGAAGGCGAAAGGAAAGAUUGUGUUCUGCCUUAGAGGAAAUGGAACAAGAGUUGGAAAGGGAGCAGAGGUGAAGAGAGCAGGAGGAGUUGGUUACAUACUUGGAAACAAUAAAUCGCUAGGAGAGGAUGUAUCAGUUGAUUGUCAUCUUCUUCCAUCUAUUGCAGUUGGUUAUCGAAAUGCGACCAAAAUUCUCAAGUACAUAGAUUCUACCAAGAAUGCAACCGCGUAUAUUACACCAGCUGAUACAGUAAUCCAUGGUAUCCCAGCACCACACAUGGCUGGCUUUACCAGCGUAGGUCCAAGCCCUGUAUCAGAGGCUACUCUCAAGCCGGAUAUUACAGCUCCAGGGCUGAACAUAUUGGCAGCAUGGACUGAGGGGGAUUCCCCUACAAAAAUGGAUGUAGAUCAUCGGGUGGUGAAGUAUAACUUUCUGUCAGGAACUUCAAUGUCUUGCCCUCAUAUUGCUGGUGCAGCUGCCCUUUUGAGGGCCAUUCACCCAACCUGGAGCAGUGCUGCUAUUAGAUCGGCUCUCAUGACAACAGCUGGAAUAUUGAACAACAUGGGUAAGCCAAUAACUGAUGCAUCUGGAAAGGAAGCAAAUCCCUUCCUAUUUGGAUCAGGUCAUUUUAGGCCAUCAAAGGCAGCAGAUCCUGGACUUGUUUAUGAUGCUUCAUACGAAGACUAUCUUCUACAUCUAUGCAGUAUUGGAUACAAUCUUAAGAACUUAACUCGCAACAAUAGCUGUCCUAAGAAUCUACCUCCACCGCACAACCUCAAUUAUCCGUCAGUUGCUAUUCCAAAACUCAAUGGUACAGUGGUGGUAAAAAGAACAGUAACACAUGUUGGCAGCAGCAGAAGUAUCUACUUUUCUUCGGUGAAGCCUCCUGCUGGGAUCUCAGUCACCAUUUCUCCACCUAUUUUAUAUUUUAAUCAAUAUGGUGAGAAGAAAAGUUUCACCAUCAGAGUACAAGCAGAAAGUACAGAGGGUGUUGGUGAAAGUGCCAAAAAUAAGUACCGGUUUGGAUGGUACAUUUGGAGGGAUAGUAAUGGUACUCAUAGCGUUAGAAGUCCCAUUGCAGUAGCCUUCUCUUAGUUUCUUUUUGUUUUUGUAGUUUGAACUUGGAGGGAUAAAAUGGUGCUGUCUGAAAUUGCAGUCGAAAUGUAAUUCCUUCAGAAAUUGGUUGGAAACUCAAUAGUUUCAAUUAAUAGCAUUGAAAUUGAAACUAUUUAGUUUCAUGCGUUAGUUGUUGUUUGACAAUAUUUUACUUUUUCCGUUUUCAUGUAAUAAUUAACAAUACAGUUGAAUGCAAACGUUU
Messenger RNA from Coffea eugenioides, 2585 nucleotides. Its product is annotated as subtilisin-like protease SBT5.6. The transcript is spliced from 9 exons. The coding region runs from base 23 to 2362 and encodes 779 amino acids. Gene Ontology annotation, biological process: proteolysis. Lineage: Eukaryota; Viridiplantae; Streptophyta; Magnoliopsida; Gentianales; Rubiaceae. The record is from RefSeq and is a predicted model, not a curated record. Gene Ontology annotation, molecular function: serine-type endopeptidase activity.